AUGGAGCUCUUCUUCAUGAUGCUAUUCUACAUUCUCCCUCUCCUCUGUCUCUUCUUCAUCCUCCAGAAACUGGUAAACCAGAGGAGAGACCAGAGCUGCUACAUCCUAGACUAUGAAUGUUAUAAGCCGGCCGACGACCGGAAACUCGGCACCCAAUUAUCCGGCGACAUCAUAAAGCGCAACACCAACCUCGGCCUACAAGAAUACAAGUUCCUCCUCAAAGCCAUCGUCAGCUCCGGCAUCGGCGAGCAAACCUACGCCCCCAGAAACUUCUUCUCCGCCCGCGAACAAAACCCUUCCCUCCACGACGCCAUCUCCGAAAUGAACGAAUUUUUCACCGACACUGUCGCCGCCCUCCUCGCCCGCACCUCCCUCCCCCCCUCCGAAAUCGACGUCCUCGUCGUCAACGUCUCCAUGAUCGCCGCAGUCCCCUCCCUGGCUGCCAGGAUCAUCAACUGCUACAAAAUGAGGCCGGACGUCAAGUGCUUCAACCUCUCCGGCAUGGGGUGCAGCGCCAGCCUCAUCUCCAUCGACCUCGUACGAAACAUCUUCAAGUCUAGAAAAAACUCAACCGCCCUUGUCUUAACCUCGGAGUCGUUGAGCACCAGCUGGUACACCGGCAACGACCGCUCCAUGAUCCUCGCCAACUGCCUGUUCCGGUCCGGCGGCUGCGCUAUACUCCUUACCAACAAACACCACCUGGCGCGGGGGGCAAUGCUGAAACUAAAGUGUCUGGUGCGCACGCACCACGGCGCGCUUGACGAAGCCUACGGCUGCUGCAUGCAGAAGGAGGACGACCAAGGGCGGCGGGGUUUCCACCUCGGGAAGAGUCUCCCGUCGUCAGCCACGCGGGCUUUCGUCGACAACCUCCGGGAGUUGUCGCCAAAGAUCCUCCCGCUCCGGGAGCUGCUCCUGUUCGCGGCGAGGUAUUUCAUCCGAAGAAUCGUCGCCGCCACGGGGGGUGGCGGGAAUGGGGGAGGAGGGGGGAAGGGGGUAGCGGGAGUGAAUUUGCGGGCGGGGGUGGAGCACUUCUGCCUGCACACGGGAGGGAAGGCGGUUAUAGAUGGGGUGGGGAAGAGCUUGGAGUUGGGGGAUUAUGAUUUGGAGCCGGCGAGGAUGACGUUGCACAGGUUCGGGAACACGUCGGCGAGCAGCCUGUGGUACGUGCUGGGGUACAUGGAGGCGAAGGGGAGGUUGAAGGAGGGGGAGAGGGUGUUGAUGAUAAGCUUUGGGGCUGGGUUUAAGUGCAACAGCUGCGUGUGGGAGGUGAUGAGAGACUUGGGGGGUGAGGCACGGCAGAACACGGCGUGGGAGUCGUGCAUUGAUGACUACCCUCCGGCGAACCUGGCCAACCCAUUUUUGGAGAAGUAUGGGUGGAUUAACCAGGAGGAUCCGAGUACUUUCAAAAUCCAGGAAGCAGAUGGAAACAGAGGAUGAUGACGAUGAUGAGUUUGAUCUUAUUGUUAUGAUCAGUAAAGUACACUGCUCGAUCUUGUUAACCAAUUCGUGUGAUCAUAAAAGUUGAAACAGUUAAUAAUUAAUUAAUAUUCUGUUUGAUUGAUAUAA
This is a messenger RNA of Malania oleifera, 1566 nucleotides long. RefSeq names its product 3-ketoacyl-CoA synthase 12. Bases 1 to 1437 code for a protein of 478 amino acids. The record is from RefSeq and is a predicted model, not a curated record. Gene Ontology annotation, cellular component: membrane. Gene Ontology annotation, molecular function: acyltransferase activity, transferring groups other than amino-acyl groups. Lineage: Eukaryota; Viridiplantae; Streptophyta; Magnoliopsida; Santalales; Ximeniaceae. Gene Ontology annotation, biological process: fatty acid biosynthetic process. The transcript has a single exon.